AUGGAUACUAAUAGCACCAAGAUGACAGAAUUCAUUCUGCAAGGAUUUACUGAAUAUCCAAAGGUACAGAUUGGCUUCUUUGUAACAUUUCUUGUCAUCUAUCUUUUCACCAUGGUAGGGAAUCUGGGGAUGGUUGUGUUGAUCAGGUACAGUUCUCAUCUCCAGACCCCCAUGUAUUUCUUUCUGAUACAUUUUUCAUUUAUGGAUGCUUGCAUUAUCUCAACUAUUGUCCCCAAAAUGUUGUUGAACUUCCUGGGGCAGAGGAAUGCCAUCUCUUAUAGUGGGUGCAUUGUCCAGUUCUUCAUGUUGUGUACUUUCACAGAUGUAGAGUCCUUUAUUUUGGCUGCCAUGGCUAUUGACCGCUAUGUGGCCAUUUGCAAACCAUUGUUCUACACUAUCAUUAUGUCAAAGCCAUGCUGUAUUUGGCUGCUCACUGGGGCUUACAUUGGUGGUGUUGCAAGCUCCCUCAUACACACAUGUGCAUCUCUGAGACUAUCCUACUGUGGGAGGUAUUCUGUCAACCACUUCUUCUGUGACCUUACUGCCCUGUUGGACCUAGCAUGUUCAGAUACAUCCCUCAAUGAGUUACUUUUGUUCACUUUUGCAACUUUGGUUGAAGGGUUCAAUAUUUUGACCAUUGUCACUUCCUAUGCCUUCAUAAACAUGACCAUUAUGAGGAUGCACUCCUGAAGAGAAAGACUCAAAGCAUUUUCCACUUGUGCCUCUCACUUGACAACUUUUCCCCUGUUCCAUGGCACCAUCCUCUUCAUGUAUUUCCGACCCAGCUCCAGCUUCUCAAUGGCCACAGACAAAAGAGUCUCUGUGUUUUACACCAUUAUCAUUCCCAUGUUGAAUCCUCUGAUCUAUAGUCUGAGGAACAAAGAUGUAAAGGAUGCCUUAAUGAAAUUGAUAAGCACAGCAUUGCUCUUUCACACCUUGAGCCUAAACAAGAGCUUCCUCCAUUAG
This is a messenger RNA of Sceloporus undulatus (fence lizard), 966 nucleotides long. Its product is annotated as olfactory receptor-like protein OLF1. Gene Ontology annotation, biological process: sensory perception of smell; G protein-coupled receptor signaling pathway. The transcript has 2 exons. NCBI's taxonomy places the organism in Eukaryota, Metazoa, Chordata, Lepidosauria, Squamata, Phrynosomatidae. Gene Ontology annotation, molecular function: olfactory receptor activity; odorant binding; G protein-coupled receptor activity. The record is from RefSeq and is a predicted model, not a curated record. Gene Ontology annotation, cellular component: membrane.